GCAACUUCCGGGUUGAAGGCGGAGCCGCCGUUAGCUGGACUGUAAACAUCAGUUAGCCGUUAGCUCCCCCAGCUAACAUCAUUUCAGUGUCGAAAAGUAAACAAGGCGCGUGUGACCGUGGGAGAAAAAUGGCCUCGCCUCCCCCCCUCUCCUCCCUGCGUCUCCUCCUCUCUCCUCUCCGCCUGCUGACAGCCGCCAUGUGGCAGGUCGCCCGGCAGAAGAGCGUGAAGCAUUAUGGGAUGCUGGAGGACUUUGUUUCCCUGGUAACGGAGGCCGUCCCGGAGCUGCUGACGGAGCAGCAGAGGAGUCUGCUGCUGCUGGCGCUGAGAGCCAAGGUGAGCCUCUGUGACCCUCAGGCCGUCCACGCCCACCUGGAGAACACCUGCUCCGUCUCCGAGGCAACGACGGACCGACAGCUGGAGGCUCUGCUGGCUCUGAGCCAGCGUCCGGCGGACAGACGGCGCCUCCUGCAGGAAGUGUUCGACCACGGCUUUGACUCCGCCCUCCAGGCGCUCGUCUCUGACUUCCUGUCCAGGACCGACCAGCUGUUUCCUGUCCCCGACUUCAAACAGGCUGCGUCCUGGCUGGAUGCUGCCCCCCCCACCGGUCUGGAGGAGUGUCUGCAGGAGGCGGACAGGGAGGAUCUGAGGGAGCUGCUGACCAAUCAGAGGGGCCUGCUGGGCCGAGCAACCACCACAGUGGGUCCUGACACGGAGAAGAUCCUGCUCUCGGCCUGGUCCCACCCCCUCUUCACCCAACUGACCAAUCCUGAGCCUCCUCCCAGCGUGGCCGCGGCCCAAUCAGACGCUCUGGCUGACGUAGAGCUGGUGAAGGUGGAGGUGGAGGUGGAGGUUGUGCUGAUGGCGGAGGACGGACACCAGGAUGUAGAGGAGACUGUUAUUGGUCAGAGCGUGUCGCCAGGGGAGACGGAGGUGUCCAAUGAGAGCUCAGCUGCAGGCGGGGACGAAUGUCAGCUGGUUUCUGUCAGACUGAAGGACUCACCUGGAAACUUUGCUGACCAAUCAGAGGACACAGUCGACGAAUCAGAUCCGACCGGCUCUGAGAUCACGGCUAACGCUCUGUACAGCAUUUCCCAUAAUUCUCAGCGGGUGGCUCACAAAUGUCCGAAGUGUGGCAAGUGUUUCAUCUACAGAUCUCAGGUGAUCCGACACCUGCGUACCAAUAAGUCGUGCGGUGCGUCCAUGCCGGGGACCGGACCUGUGACCGUGCAGAGCGCCCCCGUGGCGGAGCCCCGCCCGCCAGAGCCCCGCCCCUCGCGGACGCACUCCUGUUUCCAGUGCAAUGCCGUCUUCAGAACCAAAGCGGAUCUACGGGCGCACCAGCGCAGCCACCGUGCGCGGCCCGUGUACCAGUGCGGCCAGUGCGACAGAGAGUUCCACCACCUGUCCAGCCUGACCAAUCACAAGCAGACGCACCUGGCGCGAGGCGGCAGUGGCGGCUUCACCUGCGGUCGCUGCGACAAGGCGUUCGAGUCCGCGGACGAGCGAGACGCUCACCGGCUGCUGCACCGGCUGCCGGACCUCAGCUGCACCGUGUGCUCGCAGACGUUCAGCUCGCAGACGCAGCUGCUGCGACACCUGCAGACGCACUCGGUGGAGGGCGCCGAACCGUGCUACAACUGCCGCUUCUGUGACCAGAGCUUCUCAGGAGUCACGCAGCUCCGGAUCCAUCAGCGCACGCACACUUUCCGCUCGUACCAGUGCGACCUGUGCAGCAAGACGUACGGCUCCCUGACCGGCCUCCACUCGCACCGGGCGAGCCACAGCGCCGAGAGCCGAUUCCUGUGCCCGCAGUGCGGCAAGCGGUUCAAGACGCGCGACGGGCUAGAGGGCCACCUGCGCACGCACAGCGGCGAGCGGCCCUACCGCUGCCCCUACUGCCCCAAAGACUUCACCGCGCUCGCCGGGCUCAACGUGCACGUGCGGCGGCACACCGGGGAGCGCCCGUACGUGUGCACGGUGUGCGGGAAGGGCUGGCCGUCUGGUGGAGACCUGCAGAAACACAUGAGGACGCACACUGGGGAGCGGCCCUACGUCUGCCAGGAGUGUGGCAAGGCUUUCUCCAUCUCCUGCCACCUCACCGAGCACCGGAGGAUCCACACCGGAGAGAAGCCCUUCUCGUGUCCAGAGUGCGGUAAAUGUCUGAGGAGGAAGUUCGAUCUGAAGAAACACAUGUUGUCCCACAGCGAUGUCCGUCCCUACGGCUGCGUCUACUGUCCCAAGAGCUACACCCGAAAAACUCACCUGAACAGACACCUGCUGAGCCACCGGACGCCGGGCGGGGAGACGGGCGGGGAGACGGGCGGGGAGACGGGCGGGGAGACGGAGCAACCGGCGGCGGCCGACUCCUGACACUCAGAACAAACGGUUUCUAUUCCCUCUGAUCUGUGACGAGCCACUGCUGCUUCACACACACACACACACACACACAGACCCACACACACACACACACACACACACACACACACACACACACAGACCCACACACACACUUCACACGUCAAGUUUCCUGUGUUUAGUGGCUGAAGAUCAACAUUAUAACUAGGGUUGGGUACCGAGACUUCGUGCUAAUACGGCACCGGUGCCUUAAAGGACCACGCGGACUUAUUGG
This is a messenger RNA of Sander lucioperca (pikeperch), 2631 nucleotides long. Its product is annotated as zinc finger protein 2-like. NCBI's taxonomy places the organism in Eukaryota, Metazoa, Chordata, Actinopteri, Perciformes, Percidae. The transcript is spliced from 11 exons. The record is from RefSeq and is a predicted model, not a curated record. The coding region runs from base 129 to 2372 and encodes 747 amino acids.